Lacerta agilis (Sand lizard) is the source of this 1698-nucleotide messenger RNA. RefSeq names its product galactosylceramide sulfotransferase-like. Lineage: Eukaryota; Metazoa; Chordata; Lepidosauria; Squamata; Lacertidae. Gene Ontology annotation, biological process: glycolipid biosynthetic process. Bases 313 to 1557 code for a protein of 414 amino acids. The transcript is spliced from 2 exons. The record is from RefSeq and is a predicted model, not a curated record. Gene Ontology annotation, molecular function: galactosylceramide sulfotransferase activity. Gene Ontology annotation, cellular component: membrane.
CCUCCUUAAGAAGCCUCGGCCCCCUGUGCCCAACAGCUGUUCUCUUGAGGCCGGGAGACUUUGACGCGUCAGAUCUUCCAUCUGCUUGUUUGACUGCUUCGUAUCUCGUAAUAGCCUGUGGAAGUUCUGAGCUGCUUUAGGGAGGUGAGGCGAGGUAAGACACCCAUCGACUGAGAGGCUUACGUGGCCACUGGACAAAAAAGCGUGAUUCGGUGACUAUUUGGAGCUGAGCUGCACUGAGCGUGGGGAGCCUCUACCCCGGGCCCUGAAAUUCCAGAUUGGGUGCUGCCCUGCCUAACCGCUGCUCUGAAGAUGAACUGCUUCUGCCUCUCGGUUGCCAUCUGGAGACACCGCUCCUUGCUCCUGGGUGCCAUCUUCCUACUUCUGCUGCUCCUCCUCAGGCAACUGACCAAGCAGGAGAUAUUGCGGAUCACCCCUGCAGAAGAGCUGUUGAGUCUGCAUCGGAAAAACGCAUCCACUCGCUCUCUGGCUGUUCAGCAGCUGCAGGGGAAGACGGGCGUGGAAGAGCCAGGGAGCCUUAACGUCGUCUUUCUGAAGACCCACAAAACAGGCGGCAGCACAGUGCAGAACAUCCUCUUCCGGGCUGGGGAGCGGCGGAACCUGACCGUGGCCUUUCCCCUCUAUUCCUACCAGUUUGCCUACCCAGAGGCCUUCUCCAGGACGUUUGUGGAGGACCUCCCCACCGGGGCCGCCCAUUUCAACCUGCUCUGCAGCCACAUGCGGCUGGCGGUUGGCGAAGUGCAGGCGGUCAUGCCGCCACGCAGCACCUUCCUCACGAUCCUGCGCCACCCCGUUCAAACAUUUGAGUCUGUUUUCCACUACUACCGCAACGUCGUGCCUGCCUUCCAGGCGCUGGCCAACCACUCCAGGCCGCUGCUGGCUUUCCUGGAUGCGUCGGCUCGCUACUACGAUGCCAGGGACGCCGGCAAUGGGCUGGCCAAAAACCCCAUGGCCUUUGACCUCGGCCUGAACGCGAGUCAGGAAGAAGCGCCAAGUGGCCGGUGGCUGGAAGAGCUGGAAAGGCUGAAUCGGACUUUUCAGCUGGUGAUGAUUGCAGAGCACUUUGACGAGUCGCUCCUCCUGGCGAGGGAGUUGCUCGGGCUGGACAUGGAAGAGCUGGUGUACGUCAGGCUCAAUGUGCGCCACAAAGAGGGCGAGCCUCUGCCCAAGGCGCUGGUGCAGAAGAUCCAGGCCUGGAACUGGUUGGAUGUGCAGAUCUACAGGUUUUUCCAGGGCGUUUUCUGGCACAAGGUGGAACGCUAUGGCUACAUGCGCAUGAAGAGGGAGUUGGACGCCUUCCACGCGCUGCUGAGGGAGACGGGGGCCAGGUGCCUGUCGGGGGAGCCUGUCGGACCCGAGCGCAUGGCUGACGAGCUGCGGCCUUGGCAGCCGGGCAGUGUCACCAUUCUGGGCUACAGCCUCAAACAGAACCUCACCUAUGCCCAGUACAGUGGCUGCUUCCGUAUCGUCCUGCCUGAACUCCAGUAUCACGCUUACCUCUAUUACAGGCAAUACGGGAGGGACAUGCGCCCUUAGUGGGUUUCUGGCUAUUAUUGGGGGGAUAUUGAGUGCAACCCUGCUCUCCUCUCUAUCCAUUGACCUCAGCUGUCUUACUCAUUUGUUUUCUAUUGGUUCUCUUGGGUGUGAUUCCUGCAUUGCAGGGGUUUGGGCUGAAUG